This is a messenger RNA of Lucilia cuprina (Australian sheep blowfly), 1005 nucleotides long. RefSeq names its product protein phosphatase 1 regulatory subunit 14B. Gene Ontology annotation, cellular component: cytoplasm. Lineage: Eukaryota; Metazoa; Arthropoda; Insecta; Diptera; Calliphoridae. The transcript is spliced from 5 exons. Gene Ontology annotation, biological process: regulation of phosphorylation. The record is from RefSeq and is a predicted model, not a curated record. Gene Ontology annotation, molecular function: protein serine/threonine phosphatase inhibitor activity. Bases 499 to 873 code for a protein of 124 amino acids.
UAUAAAUAACUUCAAUAAUUACUCUUUUUUUCUCGCAGAAACCUCUUUUUGGUAAUAACACUGGGCAUUACAAACCUUAUAAUUUGGAGAAUAAAAUUGUUUAUUAAAAUUUUAAAAUAAAAUAUUGUUACGGAUUAUUAAACACUUAAACCACCCACAUCUUUGGCAAACGGAAGACUUAAUUUUCAGAUAGUAAAACAAAUAAACAUUAGACGAGACAAACGUAGUGUGUGUGUGUGUGUGUGUGUGUGUGUAUGUGGUGACAGCCAACAGCAGCCCGCCAGCCACAACAUAAAUUGCAGCCAGAAGCAACAUCACCAUUAACAAUUACCACCUACGCUUUAGUAAUUUUCCAUUUUCCCCUUCAGUAAUUCUCGUUACAUUCGUUUUGACACCCAAAAGAAACCAAAUUUUUAAGAGACACACAACAAAACACAGUUGUUGCCGUCGUCGUCAUCGUUGUAGUUGUAGUUGUAGUCUCUAAUCAUACCAAAGAAGAUGCAGUGCGGUCUAGAACAAAUGAACGAUAGUGAACGUUCACCAAAUCGAACAAAUUUACGAGUAAAUUUCAAUGAAAAGGGUUCGGAAGUUAAAGAGCGUCGUGAAAAGUUCCUCACCGCUAAAUAUGGUUCACAUCAAAUGAGUUUAAUACGUAAACGUUUGGCUGUCGAGAUGUGGUUGUACGAUGAAUUGCAAAAACUUUUCGAUCCGCCGAGCGAAGCCAUUGAUGUGGAUAUUGAUGAAAUUCUAGAUAUGGAUACAGACGAUAUAAGAAGAUCUCAUUUAAUUAGAUUAUUAUCAGUCUGCAAACGCCCGCAAUCUGACAUAUCGAAAUUCAUUAGUGAUCUACUGGAUCGGGCUAAAACGCUGUAAACAUUUUUCUUCAUCACACUUACACACCCACACUCAAGCAUAUUUCAACAAAUACAACCGAAAAACAAUUUACAUUUUAAUUUUAAAAAAAUAAUUAUAUAAAUUUGUUUCGUUUCUUUUUCCUUUUUUUUG